Mercurialis annua (annual mercury) is the source of this 2585-nucleotide messenger RNA. RefSeq names its product zinc finger CCCH domain-containing protein 5. Gene Ontology annotation, cellular component: spliceosomal complex; U2AF complex. The transcript has 10 exons. The coding region runs from base 219 to 2390 and encodes 723 amino acids. Gene Ontology annotation, biological process: mRNA splicing, via spliceosome. NCBI's taxonomy places the organism in Eukaryota, Viridiplantae, Streptophyta, Magnoliopsida, Malpighiales, Euphorbiaceae. Gene Ontology annotation, molecular function: metal ion binding; pre-mRNA 3'-splice site binding. The record is from RefSeq and is a predicted model, not a curated record.
CUUUUAUAUAGUGCAGGAAAAAAAAUACGAAAGAGAAGCGUGCAGUGAGACGACGGGGAGGAGAAAGCAGGGAUUUGAAUAUUUAGCGACGAUUUUGCUAGGGUCGAGCCCAUAUUAUUAUUGUGCUACAGUGUUUCUAAAUCGCCAUUGCCAAACUCAAAAGCUUUUGGAAACGACAAAUUAAAAAUAAAAUCUAAUUAAGUAGAAAGAAAACAGGUAUGGCGGAAUCGAUGGUUGAUGCAAAGGAUGAAGUGGGAGGAGGAGAAGAAAAAGCGGAGAAAUCGGUUAUGAGCAGGAAGGAGAAGAGAAAGGAGAGAAAGAAGAUGAGGAGAAAACUAAUAAGGAAAGAAAUAUCGGAGAAGGAGAGGGAAGAUGAAGAAGCGAAACUCAACGAUCCGGAGGAGCAAAAGAGGAUUAAAGAGAUGGAGGAAGAGGAGAGGAUAAAGAUGGAGAGGGACAGGGAAGAGUUUGAGAACAGAGAACAGAAGUUUCUGGAAGAGAUUGAGAAGAAAUGGAAGCUUCUGGAAGAGGAAGAAGAGGAGGAGAAGGAGGUUGAAAAGGAGAAUGAAUGUAAUGACGAGGAUGAGUGGGAAUAUGUAGAAGAAGGUCCUGCAGAAAUAAUCUGGCAAGGAAAUGAGAUAAUUUUUAAGAAGAAAAAGGUUAAGGUUCCAAAGAAGAAGAGUGAAGAUCAGCAAACUAGACAUGAGGAUGAUCGACCUACAUCAAAUCCUCUUCCUCCGCAAUCUGAAGCUUUUUCUGACUACAAAAAUUCAUCAGUGGCAUCAGCAGAACGGUUGCUUGAAAGUGUUGCUCAACAAGUGCCUAAUUUUGGGACUGAACAGGAUAAAGCUCAUUGUCCUUUUCACUUAAAAACUGGAGCUUGUCGGUUUGGCCAGCGCUGCAGCAGGGUUCAUUUUUAUCCUGAUAAAGCGUGUACAUUACUGAUGAAGAACAUGUAUAAUGGCCCUGGCCUUGCUUGCGAACAGGAUGAGGGGCUUGAGCAUACAGAUGAAGAGGUUGAGCACUGUUAUGAAGAAUUUUAUGAGGAUGUGCAUACAGAGUUCUUGAAGUAUGGGGAAAUUGUGAACUUCAAGGUUUGUAAAAAUAGUUCAUUCCACUUGCGGGGGAAUGUUUACGUGCAUUAUAAGUCAUUGGAUUCAGCUGUACUGGCGUAUCAGUCCAUCAAUGCUCGUUACUUUGCUGGCAAACAGAUAAGCUGUGAAUUUGUUAACCUGACAAGAUGGAAGGUUGCCAUAUGUGGGGAGUAUAUGAAGUCGAGACUCAAGAUAUGUUCUCGUGGAACAUCUUGCAAUUUUAUCCACUGUUUCCGUAAUCCAGGUGGGGAGUAUGAAUGGGCUGACUGGGAUAAGCCACCACCUAGAUAUUGGUUAAAAAAGAUGACCGCUUUGUUUGGUUACUCUGAUGAAUCUCCACUUGAGAAACAGAUGGAGCAGAAAAAAUUAGAUUACCCGAGGAUGUCGAGCAAGACAACCCCAGCAGAUCGAGACAGGCAUCGUUCGAGAUCCCGAUCCCGGGACACAAAUCACUUGGUCCCUUGGUCUGGUAAAAGCAGUGACAACGAAGAUGAUGAUCAAGAAGGCACCCACCGGCAUUGGCGCUCUGAUGGUGAUAGAAAGCGGAUUCGGAUCCAUUGUGAGAAGUCAUACGAGAAAGAGUACCAUCACAUUGAGCGCAGAAGCCGAGAUUCAAGAUCUGAAGGAGGCUGGUCUGAUAGAGAUAAUGAGGUAGACAAAGAAAGAACCAGGCAUCGUGAUCAUGUGGGAAAGAGGUCACAAUACCAUGAUGAAGUGACAGAACACUCCCCUCGUUGGUCUUGUCAGAAAAGCAAGGAUAGGAACCGUGAAGUGGAUUCCGGUGAAAAGUAUGCUCAUGCUGAAGGCUCGAGACAUGGGAUAAAAAGGGCACACGCUGAUGAUAGUGGAGACAGGAAGAAUGAAACUAAUGAAAUGGAUGUUUAUCAAUCGGAUAGCGAGAAACACCAGAGUGGAAUGGCAGUCAGCUCAAGACACAAGAGCAAAGACCGAGAUGGACAUAAUCGUACCAAAAGGAAAAGCUCGAGACACUAUAGCAGUUCCCCGGAAUUUCAAGAAGAUCUUCACGAUAACAGGUACAUGAUUACAUAUAGCAUCAAGUCCGAUGAUGAUUGGUUUGACAAGAGCAAUGAAAGACGUCGAAGUCAUAAAAGGAGACGCUCGAGGCAAAUUGAACAAAAGAUUUCAGAUGAUGAAGGGACAACUGCAAAGAGUAAUGAAACAAGAUCUGGUUCGAGCAAAAAUCACGAGUUUGAUUUUGUAGACACAGAUUCACGAUACAGAUCCAUCGAGGAAACUGAUGAAUUGGAUCGCUGGAAACCUGAAAGCUGUGAUUGAGUAGGAGUUUUGCUAGAAAAUCCUUUGGUAUGGGGAGAUGUUUAUGAUAGCCCAGUUUACUGAACUGAUUGUAAUCAAAGCAGCCAUAGCACUUCAAACAGUGUGAAACAGUAGUCGUGUCCACUGAAGCAACCGAUAAAAAUUGAACCAAACCAAAUUGAAAAUGCAACCAUCUAUUAGCACCUUUUUCACAAA